AUAUAUUAUAUGUAUAUGUAUGCACAUAUGUACCCGAUUGUACAUGUGUGCGUAUAUAUAUUUAUAUAAUAUAUAAUAUGUAUGUGUCAUAGUCGCUGGUUUGUUGUUAAACGUUCAAUUCCCGUUGGACGUUUUGCAAUCAUUUCGGUUUUUACACUCCGAGAACGCUGUCGUCGUGUAGGUUUUUCUCAAGCAAGUGCUCACUAGUAAAGUAAUUUUUUCGAUUUUUCUACUAAUUCGCACUGUGCACCGUAACAGUAAUCGAAAGUCGUAAACGGUAUAAGCGUAUGUGUGUGUGUGUGUGUGUGUGUGUGUGUAAUUGUGAGUUUGACGUGCGCGCGCUUAAGACUUGCUUUUACAUCACUAAUCAUCUCUAAUAAUGUCCAAAAAAUGAUCCUAACACCACUCGACUAGAAGAUCCACAAACACUGCUUUAUAGGAUCGAACUCACAUCACCAUUCUUGUACAGGUGUCAAAAUGUCGUUUAUGGUGAAGAAAAAACGAUACAAGUUCACCGUCAAUCUUUGCUUGGAAGAUUUAACAGCUGUACCAUUUGUCAAUGCUGUACUGUUUGCUAAAGUCCGUCUUCUUGAUGGGGGAAACUUCAGUGAUACUUCAUCCAGAGAAGAAGUUCGAGAUCAUACAGUCCGAUGGGGUUCUAAAUUCCAGUUUGUGUGCAAGAUGAGUGCCAAUGCGUCAACUGGAAUAUUGGAUCCGUGUAAUCUUAGAAUAUCUGUUCGAAAAGAACUGAAAGGAGGCCGUAGCUUUCAAAAACUCGGAUUUACUGAUGUCAAUUUGGCUGAACUGGCCGGAGCAGGAUUAAGCUCAAGGCGUUGCCUGCUGGAAGGAUAUGACACCCGACAUCACCGCCAAGACAAUUCUAUGCUUCGGAUAUCCGUGUCCAUGAACAUGUUAGCCGGAGAUAUACUGUUCAAAGCACCAACCCCUACAUUAAACCAAAAACCUAUCUCCAAUGGUGAUAUACAGCAACGCGAAGACACAGAAUAUCCUAGCAGCGGUUUUGGUAGUUUGCCGAACAAACGUUCGUUGUUUCCAUCAGACAUUCCAUCCAUGGGCGGCUUAGAAAAACAUGACGCCGAGUCAAAUCAAAAUCAUUCAGAACAACAAGAGGAUGAUGCGACUAUUCAUGACACCGUAGCACCCGUUGCGAAUCAUGUGAAUAACUCGAGUGGACAUUCCCGUAACUCUUCGAAUACCAGCAAAGGUUCUAGUUCUUACAACUCUCAUUCAAGACAUAGCAGUUCCGGCGAGAGCGGACAUGUUCGGUCGCCGUCUUGGCCCGUGUGGUCUCCUACCUUGUCGCCAACACCGGGCACCCCGCCACCUUCGCCACCACAUCAACAUCCUCCAACCACACCCUCGUGGAGCAGCUCCCGAUCCAGGUUCUGGUCACUACGCCAAUCUAAGCAGCAGCAGCCGUCGUCACCUCAAGUGUGCACUCAUCAGGAUUUGUUCCGGACGCCUGACAACAAAAACGGCGGCGGGUUCCGGUUCCCUCCAUGGUCCGGACCGUCAGCCCGAACUAACUCGUCGCCCGGCCUGUUGCCCUUAACCCCCGACUCCCCUAGGGGCGGUAGUAUGCACCACCGAAAACUGUUGUUGGACAACACGGCUGGUGGUUGCGUCGCGACACUGCCGGGCUUACUCAACAUGAACUCGUUACAGAAGCUACCGGAACUGGAUAAAUUGCUCAGCACUUCCGACAGUAUUGUGUCGUCCCCGUUCAGGCGACCGAGCCAAAUUCUGACGUCCAGUGGCACGGCCAUAUCCGCGUCGCAAGCGUCGCCCGUGCUCAGCGGUGUUGAGGCCGGUUCGUUGGAUCGCGGCAAGGCGGCGUUGGAGAGGCGCAACAAGAAGUCGGGUGGCGUCACGGGCGGCAGUGUCGCCGACGACAGUUGUGCGAAGGUCACAGGGCGCGUGGAGGUGACUAGGGUGAACCCGGACAGUCUAAUCGACCAACUGCUCAAAGCGACGAAUUUGGACGACCAGUCGGCGGACGAGGACAGCAAGCACAGACCUGGGCUGCAGUUAUUCAUCGCGAAAGACGGCACGACCACGCUUGGCAGUCAAGAUAUCAAUCGUCACAUGUCCAACAGUUUGUUCAAACAGGUCGUUAUGGAAGACAAUAGAUAACGCCCAAAGUUUAUGCCUUCGAUUAACAUUUUAUUUAAGAAUUCACGAGCUUAAUGCUUUCCUCCCCUCAUAAAAAGCUGACGGUGACCGAGUGUCUAUCAUAGGUUAAGUCCACGGUGCUGCUUUCUAUUAAUUUUUAAAGCACAUUUGUCGCUGCUAAGUCAAUUUUCAAAUCCACUGUCGCGGUCAUAAUUGUCGUUGUCUUUUGAUCAUCAGUUUUAAUGACAGCAUUUUUUAUGUUAAUUAUUUAUAUACAACAAUGAUGUAACGUUGCAAUUUUUUUUUUAUUAAUAUUACAUUAUGUUGUUAUGUGUGUUCUGUUCUUUUCAUGUGAGCCAUGUGAUCGGACAGUAGAACUAUAACUUUAUAUUUAUAAAUCAUGUUUGGAUCAUAUUGAUCCUUAUUGUGUAGCUUGUUAUCAAGAAUACAUAUAUUUUAUACCUUUUCACGUAUCAUUGUGUCAUGUAAAACAGCAAUGUAUUCGAUAGUCCAUAUCGUGAAAUGAACGAUUAAGUCACAAUUAAAACAAUGUUCCUUUAAACGUUAUUGGCGUGUGAAAUGACAUUUGUUGAAUGUAUAAUAAACAGUACAUGUUGUUUUUAUUAUAAAACUUAUUGUAAAAGACAGUCAUCAAACAAAUAAUUCAUAUAAAUUUACACAUAUAAAUACAGUCCGUAUAGGUACUUAUGUAUACAUACCACAUAUUAUCUACAAUAUAUGUAUAGAUUAAACGAAUCGCUAGUAAUCCAUAAUAAUCAGUCAUAAACCAUUGUAUGUAUUCAAUGUGUACCAUAAGUAUUUUCACUGUUUUCAUUUAUGAAUUAUGCCACAAAACUAAUCAGACUCCCUAUAUCCUCGUCAAUUUCGAAACAAUAUUUAUUUCAAUGUCUUAUA
Sipha flava (yellow sugarcane aphid) is the source of this 3048-nucleotide messenger RNA. Its product is annotated as protein FAM102B. The record is from RefSeq and is a predicted model, not a curated record. NCBI's taxonomy places the organism in Eukaryota, Metazoa, Arthropoda, Insecta, Hemiptera, Aphididae. The transcript is spliced from 11 exons. The coding region runs from base 478 to 2154 and encodes 558 amino acids.